Messenger RNA from Exaiptasia diaphana, 1463 nucleotides. RefSeq names its product D(2) dopamine receptor A-like. The coding region runs from base 50 to 1309 and encodes 419 amino acids. Gene Ontology annotation, molecular function: G protein-coupled receptor activity. The record is from RefSeq and is a predicted model, not a curated record. Gene Ontology annotation, cellular component: membrane. Gene Ontology annotation, biological process: G protein-coupled receptor signaling pathway. The transcript is spliced from 2 exons. NCBI's taxonomy places the organism in Eukaryota, Metazoa, Cnidaria, Anthozoa, Actiniaria, Aiptasiidae.
AUUUGUGCUGAAUGGGAUCUCGUCGUUCAGUUAAUUCGAAUUCGAAACCAUGAUCUGUACCAACCAWACGUACUGUAAGAGCACCGAUCAACUGAUCACGUGUGUCCUGACGUCACAAUACAGCAAUGACUUCGAGCGAUCCAUUCCCACCGCUGCGACCAUCGCCCUUAUUGUUCUUAACMUACUUUUUGCCAUUGAAGCAGCCCUACUGAACCUYCUGAUAGUUAUUGCAAUAAUKUCCACCCCGAAGCUACAGACGCCUACAUUCAUCUUGCUGUGCAAUCUCGCCUUGACUGAUUUCUUCAUCAGCGUUGUCAUUGGUCCRUUUGAGAUCAUGUAUCUAGUCACCAGGGCAUUAMAGCAAUAUGAYAUGUUCUGUACGGCGUGGAAAGUCCUUGUUGCUUUGAGCUAUACUCUGUGUCCUGCGUCGUUAUACACGAUCACAUGCAUCAGUUACGACCGUUAUYUAUCACUUGUAAUGCGAGUUAAUUAUAAGUCAGUGGUGACGAAGAAAAAGUCUAUUUACCUCGUGAUAUGYAUAUGGGUGUGGUCAAUCUUAGGUGCRACUCUUAUGAGUAUUCUUGGCAAGGGACCUUUUUUGAUUCUCGUAUGUUGUGUAGCAUUUCUGUGUUUGGCUGUCAUCGGAGACUGCUAUUWUAUGUCAUUCAAUGCAAUUAAAGAGAGACAACUUGAGAUUAAGUCAUCAGUUUCACUGACGGAUAAAGAACAUAGCCCAAAUAUCACAUCUGAUGACGUCGGAAAGGAUAACUACGUCAUAAAAUCACGUKAUGAUAAGAACGCCUUGAAUAAGGAAGAAGUAGAAACUGUAGAGAACUUUGGCCAAAAAACAAGUCAAGAUCCACCGAAAGUGAGAUACCUUAAAGUGAAUAAAGAUAUUGGAAGUGUCAUUGAGAAGAUUGAGUUYAACGACGAGUCGAAAGAAAUWAAGACAUGUAAAUUUGAAAGGAAUAUUUUGGACGAGCACCUUUCCAGCACCACUCAACAUCACCUUGUGAAAGAGACAACAAGAACGUCGUUYGUGAAAAAUUCAGCACUUCUCACAGACGUUGAACAAUUUCGRAGAACCCUUCAUACAAUACUAAUUAUUGUAUGCGUGCUGUUUCUUUGCUUCUUGCCUUAUUUGGUCGUAAGCACCCUUGUAACUCUGGAUGUUAUUAACAUAGGAGUUGCUUGGGACGUAGCCUGUAUCAUCGUGUAUAUAAAUUCGUCUAUCAGCCCUAUAAUACUCUGUACUAGAAUAGUCAACGUUAGGAAAGCAUGUCUUAGAAUUCUUAGGAAAAUAUGCUGAACUAAGUUCUACGGUCCUAGCAUUCUAAGAAAAAUCUGAUUCCAGAAAAACUGUUAUAUCGAAGCUGUGUAGCACUUACCACUACUUGUCUAAAGCUUAACAAUAGUUACUUUUCAUUGAUGUAUAUAUUAAUAGUUUUUAAUAUAAAUUGAAU